AUGUCGGAAAUUGCACCGAUAAAGUACGACAAUGCUAGACGUACAAAAUCCGGACUAAUUUCUCGUCUCGUUUACAUUACAAAACUUUUAACUAAACCCGAGUUUUACAAUGCUCUUACAGAACCUAUGGGCAAUGUGGGCGAUCAAGAUUCAAUUUUGGGAACGGUCUGUUACGGAUGUCUUUUAUUCAGUGAGCUAAUUAAAAGACGUCCACAGAUCAUUCGAGCACUCAGUAAAGUGACAAAUCACAUGUUACAAUUGGCUAUAAGAGUUAUUAGCCCUUUGAUACAUUCCAGCAAGUUUGCAGCAGUGCUGAGCUAUAGAUUGCAAGUGUUGCAGAGAAACACGGAGGAAGAAAAUGAGGCAGUGUUAAGCCCAAAGGAGCUACAAUUAAGUCAAGUUUUGAAAUCGAUCUCCUCGUAUAUUUCCGAUAUAAGAAUCUUUGGCCGAAUGUGGGCUAUUCCUGGUAGCAUAGCGUCGACAAUUACUGGGUUGGAGCGUACUUAUAGCGAAAAGAAUUCCUCACCAUUAUUCAAACUAGUUGAGGCAUUUGGUGUUGUGAUUGGAAACGGAAACCAGCCACUCGAAAAUAUGGCUUUUGCAUGUGGUCAUAGAUGGUCACUGUAUGAGGAUAAAAAGUCAGGAGCCAUAAGUUCAUACUGUUACUCGCGGUCUUCGCGUUGUUGGUGUGCAUCAAUCAUUGUAACGUUAAUUAAAAUACUAAGACAGAUGUUCAUAUACAGGAAGAAUGGAGAGAAAGUUUUCGGAAAUGUUUCAUUGGACGAAAAUCUUUUAAGAAACCUCCUCAACUUGCCAUUGAGUUAUCACUGGUCAUUCCCAGAAGGCAGACUCAGCCAACUUACAGUUGCAAUUCUUGCACUUGGAGCGUCACUCAUCAAAACCAGAAAGAUAAUGUACGGUGUCGGAUAUAAAAUCCGGAGUAUCACAGUGUAA
Messenger RNA from Brettanomyces bruxellensis, 954 nucleotides. RefSeq lists its product as uncharacterized. NCBI's taxonomy places the organism in Eukaryota, Fungi, Ascomycota, Pichiomycetes, Pichiales, Pichiaceae. Bases 1 to 954 code for a protein of 317 amino acids. The transcript has a single exon. The record is from RefSeq and is a predicted model, not a curated record.